Messenger RNA from Cephus cinctus (wheat stem sawfly), 2139 nucleotides. It is a transcript of the gene RagA-B, whose product is annotated as ras-related GTP-binding protein A. The record is from RefSeq and is a predicted model, not a curated record. Gene Ontology annotation, molecular function: GTP binding; GTPase activity. The coding region runs from base 329 to 1249 and encodes 306 amino acids. The transcript is spliced from 4 exons. Gene Ontology annotation, biological process: positive regulation of TOR signaling; regulation of autophagy; cellular response to amino acid stimulus. NCBI's taxonomy places the organism in Eukaryota, Metazoa, Arthropoda, Insecta, Hymenoptera, Cephidae. Gene Ontology annotation, cellular component: lysosome; Gtr1-Gtr2 GTPase complex; nucleus.
GUGAGUUGGUUUUUGGAUUGCUUGGAGGUGGCGAAGUACUUUGCACGUAGAGAGAACACGUGAAAUUGCAUUGAAGUUUACGUAGUGGUGGGCGAUGCAGUUUUUUUCGAUAAUACCUUGAUUAAAAAGUCUUUCGUUUGCUGUAUGCAAGACCAACAAAAAAUAAUCCAAAGUUCAUUGUAUUCGUAGUACUUAAAGUACUCUCUUAGUUCGAGGUGCUAUCGCUUGACGUAUACCUCAAAGCUUAGCUGACUGACUAGGGUUAACUGCUGGUUGUCAAUUUAAGCUUUUACUUUGGGAUUUUUCUACGAGGAACAAUCAAUUCAUCAUGAAGAAGAAGGUUUUGCUUAUGGGAAAAAGUGGCUCAGGGAAGACGAGUAUGCGUAGCAUCAUUUUUGCUAAUUACAUUGCUCGAGAUACUCGUCGUUUAGGCGCUACAAUUGACGUGGAGCAUAGUCAUGUCCGAUUUCUGGGUAAUCUGGUGCUCAACCUAUGGGACUGUGGUGGACAAGAAGCUUUCAUGGAAAACUAUUUUGCCUCGCAGCGUGACAACAUUUUUAGAAAUGUUGAAGUCCUUAUAUAUGUAUUUGAUGUUGAGUCAAGGGAAUUAGAUAAAGAUAUGCAUUACUACCAAAGUUGCUUGGAGGCAAUUUUGCAGAAUAGCCGAGAUGCAAAGAUAUUUUGUCUGAUUCACAAAAUGGAUUUAGUACAAGAGGAUCAGAGAGAUUUGAUAUUUAGAGAACGCGAGGAGGACCUGAAGAGACUAAGUUUGCCAUUAGAAUGUACUUGCUUCAGGACUAGUAUAUGGGACGAGACAUUAUAUAGAGCAUGGUCUUCGAUCGUGUAUAUGUUGAUCCCAAAUGUUAAAGAAUUAGAACAAAGUUUAAAUCUAUUUGCCAAUAUCAUAGACGCCGAUGAGGUAUUGCUCUUUGAGCGUGCAACAUUCCUGGUAAUAAGUCAUUGUCAAAGAAGAGAUCACAGAGAUGUCCACCGCUUUGAAAAAGUUUCAAACAUAAUAAAACAAUUCAAAUUAAGCUGCAGUAAACUGGCAGCUCAAUUUCAAAGUAUGGAAGUCAGAAAUACAAACUUUGCAGCUUUUAUUGAUAUAUUUACAUCGAACACUUACGUGAUGGUUAUCAUGUCUGAUCCAGCUAUCCCCUCUGCAGCAACCCUGAUAAAUAUUCGCAAUGCUAGAAAACAUUUUGAAAAACUCGAACGUGCUAGUGAGAGUUCAGCAUUGAGCAGAUAGAAGUCGGCUCGACCCAGGCGCGUUGUCACCCGGGUCCAAACAGUAAACCACUGUUAAAAAUAAGAAUCCGAUGUAUCAUAGGGUGCCAAGGAUGAUGCUUAAACGUGGCGCUGAAUUAAACCGUGCAAGAUUAAAGCAUAGAAUGGCAGAGACACAAAGAUCAUUACAGAAUCUUUGUCUCUGUGCGUACGCAGCAUCAAUAAGUCAAUGCAAGUACGUAGAUGUAAAAUAUGAGCAUCCGUGACAUCAAACCUUGAAAUUCCUAAGGGAACAAAUCCACAUAUGAAUUUUUCUUGUGGAAAGAAAAAUAUACAAAAUAUCCUCCCCAAUCGUACAAAAUGACGUGCAGUCAAUCAUUCAACUUGUCCCUUCGUUACGACUUUUGCACUCUUCACCUCGCACUUCUUUUUUCAUGUACCAAUUUAAUCUAUUUUAUAAGAAAUUGAGAUAGAGUUGUAUUUUCUAUCAGAAUUUCUAAUGCCGAAUAUAUGAAUGAAAUUGCCUCGACCAUGAAUUUAUACGCGCAUCUAUAUCUUUACAUUAAUUUGAGUUUCGGCCGAAGUGUACAUAUACUUUCCUAUACAUUGUCCAUGUGCUUGUAAUACGUAAAUAUUAACAAUUUUUGCGAACCACCGUAAACAUUAUAAAUAAGUCGUGUGAGUUGUGGGAUCGCGUUUUCCUUUUUUUUUUCCUUUCAUUUUCUGAAAACGACUAAAACGUAUCGCAUUGAAUAACGAUAACGUUUAUAUAUGUAUAUAAUAUAAUUAAUCGUUAACAAAUAGCGCAAUAAAUAUUAUAUAUAUCAUAGCUGAUUCUAUUACAUGAUUAUUGUAUAUCGCCCUGCGAGAUAUUCUGUGGUAUAACUAAAUAAAAUGUAUUUUUUAACCAUA